Molecule: messenger RNA, 1680 nt
Organism: Chironomus riparius
Lineage: Eukaryota; Metazoa; Arthropoda; Insecta; Diptera; Chironomidae
Source: the annotation of a GenBank genome assembly
CCCAAUUUUGUUUCUUUUCGUAUCAACAUUAUUUCUUUUAAAUAAAGCUUAAACUAUUUUUAUAUUCAUUGUUUGUUAUGCACAAUAACUAGAUUAGUUCAAAAUGGAUCGUUAUCCAACAUGGGUUGGCUUUAUUUUCAUCUUUAAUUUAAUAGUAGGGACAGGAUCCUUACUUUUACCAAGUGCUUUCUCAAAAACGGGCUAUGUACUCUCUUUAAUACUAGUCCUCUUCCUGGCUUUUACAUCAUAUCUUACAGUAACUUUUGUUAUUGAAACAUUAAGUAUAAGUAAUGCUAUACAAAAAUGGAAGAAAAUCCAGCUGUUAAAACGUCAUGAAGGGUCUAUCCAAUCUUCUGUAUAUCCAGUAAACGAAGGAAAUGAUGCGGAUCAUGACGAUGAUGUAUCAAAUGAAGAUAUUGAUGCCAUGGAAAGUACGCCUCUAACGAUACAAAGUAAUGAUUUUUAUACAUUGAAUGAGAAACUUGAAUUUGGCGAAAUGUCAAAACUACUGCUGUCUUCUACAACCUCAAUGAUAUUUUAUAUAUGUAUAGUUAUAUAUUUGACGGGUGACUUGUCAAUUUAUUCAGCUGCUGUAAGUACAACGAUACGAGAUGUUAUCUGCGACAAACAUCCGAAUAUGACUAAUGCAAGUAAUCCACUUACUCUUCCAUGCUUCCUCGACGGAAAUGUUACACGAUUUCAAGCAUACAGAUGGUGUUUAUUAAGUUUUGCCACGACAAUGACUCCUUGGGUAUUUUUUAAUGUCUCUAAAACAAAGCACCUUCAGUUCUUUACUUUAACAUUUCGACUUGUAGCUUUCUCGAUUAUGAUUGCAAUAGCAACACUCCGAAUUUUUUAUCCUGAUGCAGAUGAACCUAUUCCAAGCCCUAAAAAGUUUCAAUUCGAAAAUGUUCCCUUUCUUGUGGGAUCUUUGAUAUAUGCAUUUAUGUCUCAACAUAGUCUUCCUUCACUUUUAGUUCCAAUUAAAGAUAAAGACAAGAUAUCAAGAAUAGUUUUUAUAGAUUAUAUUUUGAUCACUUCCUUGUAUGUUGUAUUAGCAAUGACUGGUAUAUUUGCUUUCGCAAAUGUCGAGGAUUUGUACACCUUAAAUUUUAUUCCUUCAGAUGCUGAUGGAUCGAAAUACUUUAAGAUUUUGGAAUAUUUUCUUGCGCUCUUCCCAGUUUUUACUCUCACGACGACAUUUCCUAUUGUUGCUUGUACUUUAAGAAACAACUUACAAACAUUAUUUAUUGAAAAGAGUCAAUUCAAUGCACAAAAUUUCUUUGUUCGUCGCAUGUUAUUUCCAAUUAUGGCAGUUACACCACCGUUUAUUAUAACAUUCAAUACAGAAGAUGUUAGAAGCUUAGUGUCAUUUACUGGAUGUUAUGCUGGUACAUUUAUUCAAUAUUUGAUUCCGAUAACAUUGGUUUAUUACGGAAGAAAGGCAGCCAACAAUAUUUUAGGAUGUGGUAUUAUCAAUGAAUAUCGCUCAAAAUUCCAAAGCAACUUUUGGCUAAUCAUGUUAUUUUUCUGGACAUGCCUAAGUUUAGUGAUUGUAUCGAUUGAUAUGUUCAAAGCAUAAAAUAUUUUAAGACUGAUAAUUGGAAGAAAUCUCUUCUUUAAAAUGCAGUAGAGCAAUUAAUUUGAAAAGAUAAUGGAAAUAUCCAUUGAACUGACGAC